This is a messenger RNA of Ostreococcus lucimarinus CCE9901, 759 nucleotides long. RefSeq lists its product with no specific name. Lineage: Eukaryota; Viridiplantae; Chlorophyta; Mamiellophyceae; Mamiellales; Bathycoccaceae. The transcript has a single exon. Bases 1 to 759 code for a protein of 252 amino acids. The record is from RefSeq and is a predicted model, not a curated record.
AUGGGGAACAAGCGAGAGGGCGAGGCGAGAGCGAGGGCGGAGGUCGAGGCGAGAGCGCGCGCGGAGGCUGAGGCGAAGGCGUUGGCGGCGGAACGCGGGGCGUUGACUGAGCGUGAACGGGCGUUGCGAGCGUUCGUCGAGGAUAAGAAGGCGCAUGAUGAAGCGUUGCGUCGGGCGAGGGAGGAGUGCGCGCGGUUGACGGUGGCCUUAGAGUCAGAACGAGCGGACAUGGAGCGGGCGUUCGCGGCGAGGACGGGGGCGAUGCGCGCCGAGUGCGACGCGCGCGUGGCCAAGGCGAAGAAACAAGCGGAAUCGACGAUGACGGCGCGCAUGGAGCGAUCUGUAAAGAGAAUUUUGGCGCAGAAUAGGAAAAUGAGCGAUGAGCUUCGCGUGCAGGUGAAUGAGACAGACGCGUUGCAUCGGCGCUUCGCCAAGGCGAACGCCGAGGCGGAGAGCUUGCGCCGACGCGCGGCCGCGGCGGAUGACGUCGAACGCGAGCGCGCGGAGCUCGGGGCGAUGCGAGCGAGGGACCUACGACGAGCAGAGGAGAAAAUCACGACGCUCGAGCGCGGUAUCCGCGAACUCAUGGAAGCGUUCGAGACGCAAAAGCUCGAGUGGGAACGGGAGACGAACGAUUUGCGACGCGCCAACGAUGAGGAAGUAACGCACCUUAAACGUUCGCUGGCGUUGAAAUCGCGCGAGUUGGUCAACAUCAGGCGCUUAGCGAAAGAGGUAGUGUGUCAUUAUGAAGACUUGUAA